AUGGCUUCCGUGUUUCUGUAUUUCAGUUUGCACAGUGUUCUGAUGGCCAGAUACAUCAACAGCUCUUAUACCCUGAACCAGAGCUUGACCCCAGGGGAAAUAUUUAAUGCCUCAGACUCAGAGGACAUCUCACGCACAGCCAUCUCAAAAAAGAACUGGCCAGCCUUGCUGAUUCUCAUCAUCAUUGUGUUGACUGUUGGGGGAAAUAUAUUAGUGAUCAUGGCAGUCUCACUGGAGAAAAAGCUACAGAAUGCUACAAACUACUUUCUAAUGUCCUUGGCUGUUGCUGAUAUGCUGGUGGGAAUUUUAGUUAUGCCAGUUUCCCUAAUUACUAUUCUCUACGACAAUACCUGGCCUUUCCCGGAAAAGCUGUGUCCCAUCUGGAUUUACUUGGAUGUUCUUUUUUCCACUGCAUCCAUCAUGCAUCUGUGUGCAAUAUCACUGGAUCGCUACAUUGGAAUACGGAAUCCAAUUGAGCAUAGUCGCUUCAACUCACGAACUAAAGCUAUUAUUAAACUAACUGCUGUCUGGACCAUUUCAAUAGGCAUAUCGAUGCCAAUCCCCGUCAUCGGCAUUCAAGAUGAGUCCAGGGUUUUCAUUGACCACAGCUGCGCCAUUAAUGAUGAAAGCUUUGUCCUUGUGGGCUCAUUUGUAGCAUUCUUUAUCCCACUGAUUAUAAUGGUCUUCACGUAUUGCUUGACUGUACGGGCAUUGCAGAAGCAGAUCAGCGUGUUUUUAGGCGAUCAAAAACAAAAGCGAACAAGCUUGCACGUCUUUAAAAAGGAGAACAUAGGAGAAAGCACAACAGUGAUACAAAGAUCGGAGACACCAAAUGCAAGUCCGAAGCCACCUUUGAAUAAGGAAUCUCGGCUCUUCCGGAAAGGAACCAUGCAUUCAAUCAACAAUGAACAGAGGGCUUCAAAGGUUCUUGGAAUCGUCUUCUUUUUGUUUGUUGUCAUGUGGUGCCCGUUCUUCAUCACUAAUGUCAUGUCCGUUAUCUGCAAGGAUUCUUGCAAUGAAGCCAUCAUUGGAGAGCUGCUCAAUGUGUUUGUCUGGAUUGGUUAUACCUCAUCUGGUGUCAAUCCACUAGUUUACACACUCUUUAAUGGAACAUACCGCCGAGCUUUUUCCCACUAUAUUCGUUGCCAUUACAGUAUCAGAAGAACCAGAAAUCACUUCACAAUCAUUGCCUCCACGUCAGCAAUAUAUGAGAGAAAUUUGGAAAUGACUACCGCGAACAAUGGAAACAAAUCCGUGAGUAAUGAAUUAAAAGCCCCUGAAGAAAAACUACAUGUAGCACUGGGAUCGACGAAGCCUUCUAUUGUUAUCAGUGAAAAAGUUAGCUGUGUGUAA
Messenger RNA from Carcharodon carcharias (great white shark), 1353 nucleotides. RefSeq names its product 5-hydroxytryptamine receptor 2A-like. The coding region runs from base 1 to 1353 and encodes 450 amino acids. Gene Ontology annotation, biological process: chemical synaptic transmission; G protein-coupled receptor signaling pathway, coupled to cyclic nucleotide second messenger. Gene Ontology annotation, molecular function: neurotransmitter receptor activity; G protein-coupled serotonin receptor activity. The record is from RefSeq and is a predicted model, not a curated record. The transcript has 4 exons. NCBI's taxonomy places the organism in Eukaryota, Metazoa, Chordata, Chondrichthyes, Lamniformes, Lamnidae. Gene Ontology annotation, cellular component: membrane; dendrite.